UACCACCCACGUUCACUCUUUAUUUCCAUUCUCUCUCCUCUCAUCCACGUAAUGCCUGCUCUUAUUCAACGCCCUGCUCCCGCCUUCAAGGCUGAGGCCGUCGUCGAAGAUCUCUUCCAAGAGGUCUCCCUUUGUGAUUAUCUUGGGAGAUGGGUUGUCCUCUUCUUCUACCCAAUGGACUUCACCUUUGUCUGCCCCACCGAGAUCCUUGCUUUCAACGACGCUCUUGAACAAUUCAACAAGCUCGACACUGUGGUUAUUGGUGUCUCCACAGAUUCCAAAUAUUCUCACUUCGCUUGGGCUAGCCAGCCACGGAAGGAGGGUGGACUUGGACCAAAGCUAAAGCUUCCUUUGAUUGCUGACCGUAACAUGUCGAUCUCUCGUGCCUAUGGUGUUUUGCUGGAAGACGAGGGUAUCGCGCUCAGAGGGCUAUUCAUCAUCGAUCCCAAGGGUAUUCUGAGGCAAAUCACGGUUAAUGACCUCCCUGUUGGGCGGUCUGUCGAUGAAACCAUUCGUCUCUUAAAGGCUUUCCAGUUCACCGACAAGCAUGGAGAGGUUUGCCCCGCUAACUGGAGUGAAGGCGGCAAAACCAUCAAGACCGACCACCCCACUGACUCGCUCGCGUACUUUAGCACUACCGGUGUCAACGGUGAAGAUACUUCCGGUUCAGCUAAGAAGCGACAGCGUACUGAGUAAACCUCUUUGUUCAGGUAAUGCUGUCGCUUGAGGCCAACACACCUUUCACCUUUAAUAGAGUGCUAACAGUAGAAACUUGCUAGAUUUAGACUUAGACAAACCGAAAAACUUCACGACACCACCCGUCACGGGUUAAAAUCAUACCUUCCACUUAAUUCCAGUCCUCCGUCGUCUGCUAUCUAGCACAUAUUAUUGCUAUUAUAUAAUAUACGGUUUCUCGAUACUAGUCCCUCGGUCGGACUCGUGUCUAAAGAAAUAUGACAAAACUACGAAGAUUGCUCAGUUGAGAACGC
Marasmius oreades (fairy-ring Marasmius) is the source of this 989-nucleotide messenger RNA. RefSeq lists its product as uncharacterized. Gene Ontology annotation, cellular component: cytosol. Lineage: Eukaryota; Fungi; Basidiomycota; Agaricomycetes; Agaricales; Marasmiaceae. The transcript is spliced from 5 exons. The record is from RefSeq and is a predicted model, not a curated record. Bases 52 to 696 code for a protein of 214 amino acids. Gene Ontology annotation, molecular function: thioredoxin peroxidase activity. Gene Ontology annotation, biological process: cell redox homeostasis; cellular response to stress; hydrogen peroxide catabolic process.